GUGGCGUUGAGAACUGUAAUGGCGGCUUUGGGGUUUGAUCUCAGGAUUCAACCAUCUUAAUUUGUCCCUUUCUUUCGUACAACAAUUAUAUUUGUUCAUUUCAAGAUGGCAUUGGAAGUUGACACUCAUGCAAGCUCGCGGCGAAAAGCAGUUAAGGUUGCUGUCGCUGCGCUUUCUUACGAAGUUGGAUUUGGAGAAGCUGAAGACAUGGCUGUAGAAACUCUCCGAGAGAUGUUACAGAGUUUUUUGACAGAGGUUGGGCGCAGUGCAAGAGCAUACACCGAACUGGCUGGGAGAACGGAGUCAAUGCUCAGUGAUGUUGUCAUGGCCCUGGUUGACAUGGGUGUAAAAGUAGAUGCAAUUCCUGCCCAUGCCAAGAGGUACAACAAAUCCAUCUUCAUUCCACCAACACCAAGCACCCCUAGUCCUACACUACCCACUCUGCAGACUGGAGACAAGAAGGCACACCCCUCACACAUACCAGACUUUCUGCCGCCCUUUCCGGAUCCACAUACAUACAUUAGAACUUUGACACACAAACAGCCAAGCAAUGAAUACCAGUUGAUCCGAGAGAAAGCAGCAUCCCAGAAAAGAGAUGUGGAGAGAGCGCUCACUCGCUUUAUUGCCAAGACAGGAGAGACGCAGAGUUUAUUUUCAGAUGAUAUGGCAGCCUACCCAUUGAUUGCAGUGAAACCUUCCCCCCGUGCAUAUCUUAAUGCUCUCCUCCCUAAGGAUCAGGAUUUGGAUGCUCAGGAGCCAGUGGAGACACAACAAGCUGUGUCUAAACGCCAGAGAGAGGCUCGAGAUGGUCAGUCUGGGUCUGACGCACAGACAGACACACCUGUAGAAUCCACAUCCUUCUCUCAGCUACUCUCACAAGAUUCGGUUGACUCUGAUACCAUAGACAAUCCAUACCUUCGUCCAGUCAAAUUUCCAAAGAAGAGGCGACGGUGAUCUCAAAGUAGAAAGAUCAUGCUCAAUGUCAAGAUGUGAGAAUAGAGGCUGGGUCACAGAUUCUAGACUUCAGUGACUUCAGUGACUUCAGCAAGGUCAAGGACAGAUUGGAGGAUGGUUCACAAGAUUCUUGAUAUCUUUUACCCAGAUGAAAUCAUUUUGUUUUGAAGGUCUUGAAUGUUAGUGGUUCUGCAACUCUGAGACACUGUUAUCAGUUUUCCUGUUUGGCGCAAAUGCUACUGUUUAGUGUUACAUGUGAAGAAAAUGACUCAGGGGGAAAACUUUUGAUAAAAUAUUUGAGGUAAGCUGUGUUUCACUACCAAUCAGCUCGACAGGGGCAAGUAACCAAGCACCCCAGACACCUGCUUGUGGUGCACAUUAUGAUGGCUGAAAAAGGCCAUCUGGGGCCAACACUUUGUCAGGCAUCUGCAUUACACUACAGAUCAGUCCUUGUGUGUGUGCAUUCAUCCUGACACCUUGGUCACCUUGGAUGAUAAUCAACAUGAUCACUGGCUGCUAGGGUGGCACAGGUGGCCCUGUCGUCUUAAGACGAUGCAAUUUGCUGUGUAGAGUUCAUCUCUUUGGCAUGCCAGAAACCUAUGAUUGUCGGUUCUGAUUAUGUUUCUGUGUCCAUGGGUUUCACCAAACUGGUAAAGGUACUUCUCCUAGGUAAGGGUGAGUUAUGUCUCAUAUUGAAAAAACAAAUCACAAAAUUUAAUAUGAAACAAAAUACUGAAAUAUUAUAUAUCUAAUCAAGUAGGUUUCAAACACAACAAAAACAUUAUAUUGCAAGCUAUACCUUUUAAUAUUUAUAUGCAAAUUGUUAUGUACAAACGAAACAAGAUAUUUACAUCAAAUGUAGAAAACGAUUUCGUACUUUGCAUUUGUAUAAUGAGAGAUGAAGGUUUAUAAUACAAACUCAUUGUAUUAUGUACUACAGAUUGAAAUGCAGAGAUGAAACUAUAUGAAGCUGCCAUUUUAAAUACAAUCAUGACAACCAAUGUUUGUAUGAACAUAAAGACAUGUUUUAUAA
Messenger RNA from Haliotis rufescens (red abalone), 1987 nucleotides. RefSeq names its product transcription initiation factor TFIID subunit 8-like. Gene Ontology annotation, cellular component: transcription factor TFIID complex. The transcript is spliced from 6 exons. Bases 106 to 954 code for a protein of 282 amino acids. The record is from RefSeq and is a predicted model, not a curated record. Gene Ontology annotation, molecular function: protein heterodimerization activity. NCBI's taxonomy places the organism in Eukaryota, Metazoa, Mollusca, Gastropoda, Lepetellida, Haliotidae. Gene Ontology annotation, biological process: transcription initiation at RNA polymerase II promoter.